Messenger RNA from Molossus molossus (Pallas's mastiff bat), 693 nucleotides. RefSeq names its product family with sequence similarity 185 member A (gene FAM185A). The record is from RefSeq and is a predicted model, not a curated record. NCBI's taxonomy places the organism in Eukaryota, Metazoa, Chordata, Mammalia, Chiroptera, Molossidae. The transcript is spliced from 9 exons.
GCAAAAUUAAAACUGAGCAGGAGACUAGAAUCUUACAGUCUGUUAAGACUCAUGUCACUAUGGACGAGAAGUAGUCUAUUAUGCUGUAAUACAGACACUUCUCUGCUAUUACUGGUCAUGUUAUUGAGUCAAAAAUUACAUGUUCAAACUAGAGGAGGCAAAGUGAUCUGUCUGGAAACAGUUUAUGGAAAUAUAGAUAUUCAUGCCUCAGAUAAAAGUACUGUGAUCGUAGAUAAAGUACAAUGAAGUUCUGUUAAUAUAUCUACUGAAGAUGGUUUACUGAAAGCCAAGUAUCUUUACACAGACUCGUCAUUUCUAUCUUCUGCUGCUGGAGAUAUUACAUUAGGAAGUAUUCAUGGUAAUAUAACAUUACAAAGCAAGAUGGGUAACAUCACAGUAGAUUCAUCCUCUGGAUGUCUAAAAGCCUCAACUCAUCAAAGUGCCUUAGAUGUUUAUGUCAGCCAAUUGGGGAAAGUGGAAUUGAAAUCCCAUAAAGGCUCUAUUCUGGUCAAGGUUGCAUCUUCUCUUCAAGCUCAUUUACAGUUAUCAGGAAAAGAGGUCGAUGUGAACUCAGAAGUUCAUGUUCAAGAGAUGGCUAAAGCUCAUAAAGAUGAUGGUGUAAUAGUUACUGCAGCAGCAUCAUGCGUGGCCUCUACUGCUGCAGAAGGAAACGGGUAGAUUGGCUUCUCUCUC